This is a messenger RNA of Exserohilum turcica Et28A, 2148 nucleotides long. RefSeq lists its product as uncharacterized. The coding region runs from base 72 to 2051 and encodes 659 amino acids. The transcript is spliced from 4 exons. The record is from RefSeq and is a predicted model, not a curated record. Lineage: Eukaryota; Fungi; Ascomycota; Dothideomycetes; Pleosporales; Pleosporaceae. Gene Ontology annotation, biological process: vesicle-mediated transport; intracellular protein transport. Gene Ontology annotation, cellular component: fungal-type vacuole; CORVET complex.
GGCCAAACCGCCUGCAGUCAUGCCUCUAGUGAAGCCCCGCACAAGCUGUAACUCAUGAUACAGCGGCGAUAAUGGCGCCCAUCACACCUUUCAAUGCGGCGGAUAUAACUGAAAAAGCGCGGCGGGAGCUGCUGCUUCUGCUCGAGGGUAUACGAGGAAAGAAGAACCUCGUGCUGGAGAAGAGCCUGGCCGGCCCGCUGAACCUGCUUGUCAAGUUCUCGACGUUGCAGGAAUAUGGCGUUGACAAGCCCUUCUUCCUCGAGAACGACAACGUCGACUCCUCACAGCGCAACAUUGUCUUCCUUGUCAGAGGCGAGAAAGCAAAGACGGUCAUGGCUGUUGCUGACCAAAUAAAACGUAUUCGACGCGACAGCGAAAUUGAACAUGAAUUCUCCAUUUUCUGGGUGCCCCGCCGCACUCUGACCUCCGACCAAUUGCUUGAAGAGGCGGGCGUCUUGGGUGAAGCCAAUGUGAGCGAGUGGCCAUUGUUCUUCGUGCCUCUUGCAGAUGAUGUGCUGUCGCUUGAGCUCGAAGAUGCCGUGCCGGACCUGUAUCUCAAAAAGGACCCGACCGCCAUCUAUCUGUCGGCCAAAGCACUGAUGCUGCAGCAACAAAAGUACGGCCUCUUCCCACGAAUCAUCGGCAAAGGUGAUAACGGAAAGCGUCUCGCAGACUUACUAGUUCGCAUGCGUACUGAGGUCGCAGCAAGCGAGACGUCUGCUGGCGGAGGACCGUCGUUUUUGGGCCUAACACCCAGCUCUCACAUGGACAGCCUCAUCAUUAUCGAUCGAGAAGUCGAUUUCCCUACCGUACUGUUGACUCAGCUGACCUAUGAGGGCCUUAUUGAUGAGGUUUUCAAUAUCUCCGCCAACCAAACAGAAGUCGACUCCUCGGUUGUUGGUGGUGCAGCGCCUCAGCAAGACCAGACUGGUUCGGCGUCCACGAGCAUGAAGCGCAAGGUCAUGAUUGACGCAAAGGACACACUGUAUGCUGAUCUCAGUGAUGCGAACUUUGCCAUUGUAGGCAACCUUCUAAACCAAGCCGCUCGGCGGCUCCAAAGCAGCACUGGACGUGACCAGCUUGCCACAAAGACGACUUCGGAGCUGCGUGACUUUGUCGCAAAACUUCCUGGCUAUCAGGCCGAGCAAGCUAGUUUGAAACUGCAUACCAGCCUUACGGAAGAGAUUAUUAAGUUUACACGAACGGAUAUCUUCACACGAAGCCUAGAAGUACAGCAGAACAUCAUGUCCGGCGCGGAUCCAACUACACAGCAUGAAACCAUUACCGAACUCAUCAACCGCGAUGUAUCGCUUUCCACCAUCCUGCGUCUAUUGUGCUUGGAAAGUACAACAAAUGCGGGCCUUCGCCCCAAAGACCUAGAAAACUUCAAACGCGCCAUCAUUCAAGCAUAUGGGCCGCAGCAUAUGCUCACAGUCGCAGCUCUCGAAAAGAUGGGCUUACUGGCCCAACGAGGCGGCGUCAGUCUCGGUGGCGUAGGCGCACCGGCGAAACCGGGCAGCGUAACAAACUACACGCCAUUGCGGAAGAGUCUUAAGCUAUGGGACGAUGAUGUCAACGAAGCAGAUCCAAACGACAUCUCCUACACCUUCUCAGGCUACGCACCACUGAGCGUCCGCCUGGUCCAAUCCAUCAUCCAAAAACACACGCUCGCAAAUAUGAUCAAGCCCCCCUCUGAUCCCAGGGCUUCCGCGCAAGCAAAUCCCCUUGCCCAAGGCCUCCGCAUCUUCGACGAUGCAACAAAAUACAUACGCGGCACAACGUUUGACGAGGCGCAAAAGGGAGAGGAGAAAGCCGUCAAAGCAAGACAGCUGCUCAACGGAAGCCAAGCCGAGAAGAACAAGACUGUGGCUGUCUUCUUCCUCGGAGGCGUCACAAGAGCGGAAAUCGCUGCCCUACGAUUCAUCGGUAGUAAGCUGAAGGAAACGGGCGGCGAAGGCAGGGGAAGCCGUAUUGUAGUGUGUGCGACGAAUAUGAUUCGAGGCGAUGAUCUGGUUGGCGGUGCGGUUGAGACUAGGAAAUUCAAGGGCUGAUUGAUUGACUGAUUGAUUGAUUGAACGAGUCAGUAUGUGCAGCGCAGGGUGUCUAAGGAUCUUGGUCUUUUGGGGGAUUGAUGCUAGUUCAAGGCAG